Messenger RNA from Beta vulgaris subsp. vulgaris (sugar beet), 490 nucleotides. RefSeq lists its product as uncharacterized. The transcript is spliced from 3 exons. Lineage: Eukaryota; Viridiplantae; Streptophyta; Magnoliopsida; Caryophyllales; Amaranthaceae. The record is from RefSeq and is a predicted model, not a curated record. Bases 29 to 490 code for a protein of 153 amino acids.
AUCGUAUGGUCAGGCGAGAGAAUCGUGGAUGUAUAGCCAUUACCCCACGAUUGCGUCGACCACGACAUCGCGCACUAGCUCUACGACGACAGUUGCACAGCCUCGGCAACCAGAUAGAGUGCUCGAUUGGUGGUGUUCCAUGCAUGGGGUUGAUGCAAAGGGACAGAGAGUCAUACCUGAUCCCGGAACAAAACAGAUAGCUAAUGCCAUUAUUGGCUUGAAGGAAAAGGAGGCAACUGGUGAGUUCACUCCUAGAGGACAAGUUGAUGCCUUACACGAGACUCUAGGACGGGACCAAUAUGGACGUGUGAGGGGUGUAGGAGGUGUCCGCCUCGGGGUCAGAAAGGUGUAUGGUGAUCAAUACACCUCUACGUCAAAAUCCAGUGCCUCUAAUUCUCCAGUCAUUACGGAUAUCGAGGUGUGCAAGGCCUUACUCAACCGUGCUUUUGGCUACAUGAGUGCGCUUAGCGAUGUAGACGAGAAGCAAUGA